Arabidopsis thaliana (thale cress) is the source of this 4959-nucleotide messenger RNA. Its product is annotated as AT hook motif DNA-binding family protein. Gene Ontology annotation, molecular function: minor groove of adenine-thymine-rich DNA binding; DNA binding. The transcript is spliced from 5 exons. Gene Ontology annotation, biological process: regulation of DNA-templated transcription. The coding region runs from base 706 to 1770 and encodes 354 amino acids. Lineage: Eukaryota; Viridiplantae; Streptophyta; Magnoliopsida; Brassicales; Brassicaceae. Gene Ontology annotation, cellular component: nucleus. The record is from RefSeq and is marked reviewed.
GUUGAGAAUGAGCCACACAAAGAUGAUGAUGAUGAUGGAUGGAUGGAUCCCUCCUACAAAUUGCUAGAUGCUAGAAAGAAGUCUAUUAGAGAGAUAGAGAGAGAGCUUAUAUCACAGUCAAAAGUCAGAGACUUCAAAUUUAAUUUCGAAUUUUGAAAUCCUGCCUCAUCAUCCCAUUGUAUUGUAAUCCACAGUAAAUGCUUGGAGAAAGGAUCUUUUUUUGUUUGUUUCUGUUUUCCCUCUGUCACCCAGUAAAAGAAAAAAAGCAACAUCACAUACACUCUGAAGAAAGAAAGAGAGAGAACCCUAGAAAACUUUUUUUUUUCUUCACCAUUGUUGAUUGAUGGAUGAGAAAGCUUAUUCACACUUCAUUUCUUUGCUUUUGGUGAGAGAAUGAAACAGAGAAGAAGAGAUGAAGAAAAUUAAAGUUCUUUCCUUUUCUCUUUUGGAUCUAAUUUCAUCUUGAGAUUUUCUCAUAGCUUGAUACUAAAGCUACAUAAAAAACAAUUAGGUGAAAUGAAAGUUUGUGUGUUUUGAUAAGUUUUCAGAGAUUUUCGGUUGCAUGUUGUUAUCUUGCUCUUGAAGUCUAUCGAACCCUUUUAGAUUCUGAUUUUGUUCUCUUCUUAUCCCUCCUCCUAUAAGUUAGCCAUUUAGGGUCCCCAUCGAAUUUUACUAAGUUAAAGUCAGAGUCUUUUUGGUUAAGCUAUGGAUCGAAGAGACGCAAUGGCGUUAUCCGGGUCGGGUUCUUACUAUAUCCAAAGAGGAAUCCCCGGUUCUGGUCCUCCUCCUCCUCAAACUCAACCAACGUUUCACGGAUCACAAGGAUUUCAUCAUUUCACCAAUUCCAUCUCUCCUUUUGGGUCAAACCCAAACCCAAAUCCAAACCCUGGAGGUGUCUCUACUGGAUUCGUGUCUCCUCCUUUACCCGUUGACUCUUCUCCGGCUGAUUCGUCAGCGGCGGCGGCGGGAGCUUUGGUUGCUCCUCCUUCAGGUGACACGUCUGUGAAGCGGAAGAGAGGACGGCCUAGAAAAUAUGGACAAGAUGGUGGUUCUGUUUCGUUGGCAUUGUCUCCUUCUAUCUCCAACGUUUCCCCGAACUCUAACAAACGUGGCCGUGGAAGACCUCCUGGCUCCGGCAAGAAGCAACGGCUAUCUUCCAUUGGUGAAAUGAUGCCUUCAUCAACUGGGAUGAGCUUCACACCGCAUGUAAUCGUAGUUUCCAUUGGUGAAGACAUUGCUUCAAAGGUUAUAUCGUUCUCGCAUCAAGGUCCACGAGCGAUAUGUGUCUUAUCCGCAAGUGGUGCUGUCUCUACUGCAACUCUUCUUCAGCCAGCACCUUCUCAUGGAACUAUUAUAUACGAGGGUCUAUUCGAGCUCAUAUCUCUCUCAACUUCUUAUCUGAACACAACUGACAAUGACUACCCAAACCGCACUGGAAGUCUAGCGGUCUCACUUGCUAGCCCCGAUGGUCGUGUCAUUGGUGGUGGAAUUGGAGGUCCUCUAAUAGCAGCAAGCCAAGUCCAGGUCAUUGUUGGCAGCUUCAUUUGGGCAAUUCCGAAAGGGAAGAUUAAAAAACGUGAAGAAACUUCUGAAGAUGUCCAAGAUACUGAUGCUUUGGAAAACAACAACGAUAACACAGCAGCAACGUCACCUCCUGUUCCUCAGCAAAGUCAGAACAUUGUUCAGACUCCUGUAGGCAUUUGGUCAACUGGUUCAAGGUCAAUGGAUAUGCAUCACCCCCAUAUGGACAUUGAUCUAAUGCGUGGAUGAUUCAUGUAUAUAUAAGCAUUGAAUCUAGGAGAAGAAGAAGAAACUUGAGCUAACCUCCCUGAAACAAAGUAGUCUAUUGGUAUUGUUUAGGAAAGAAAAAGACAAUUAGUAAGUUUAGGAAUUUCUGCGUGUUUUCGAGCUUUCAGUUAGUUGAUUUGGUCUCUUGACUUGUUAUGAAUGGGAAAAAAAAUUGCUUGUUUCUUAUACGUUUUAGCAUUCUACAGCAUACAAUCUGUUUUAGCAGGAAGUCGUCGGAAGAAAUUAAUAGGUCCAGGAGGUGUCUUACCCCUGAAUCUUGGAGGUCUCAUGAUGUAUAGUCCGGCGAGAAGAACAAAAACCUUAAACGGCACAACAUACAAAACGACAGUAGAAACCAAACAAAGCACCAUGAAGAUCGAAGUUGCUCUUGGAUCUCUCCAGCUUAACAGAGCCUGAACUCGUUCUCCUUGACCUGCUAUAUCUCCCACAACCGUUUGAGCUCUACUAGCGAUACUCCUUAACCGCUCGUACCGCAUUUUUACAAUCCCCGGGUCUUGAGACGAAAAAGGGAAGGUAUCGAACUCUUCGUUAAGCUCUUCCGGGUGGAUAUUGUCUGCAAAUGAUAGUCUUGUGUCCAUGUGUGGAGGUUGUCUUGGACGGAGCCUGUAGUUCCAUACCCCAAGCAUGAACAAGCAAAGAGACAUCACUGGAAGAAUCAUCUCCGGCGAACACACUAACACCAAGAAGAUUAUAUGAAUAGCUGUAGUUUCUACCGGUUUCUUCCACCUGCAGAUAUCUUGAAACCAUUCUCCGGUUCCUAGUAAACCAGAGAAAACAGAACUCAAUCUGAAGAGAUUUGCACGGCUCUUCCUCAUGCUCCAUAAAUGCGAAUUUGAAUCCGAAAUGUAUUCAACUACUUCUUUUCUAAGUGGCGGCUCGGCUCUACUUAACCGAGCUGCCACUAAGUUAACCGCAUGCUGCCUAAGAAUCUCCUGCUGCACUACUUUCAACGGUCUUGCGUAAUGCAUCUUGGGAAGAAGCGGUUUCCAGUACUGCAUUAGCAUCUGAAACAUCGAUGAGCAGGAAAACCUAAUCGCUAAAUGCAACUCCCCCAUUUUCUUUAAACCUGAAGGUCGAAGAACAAGAAGCGGAUACGAGUGACUGUAGAUCCUUCCGGCUUCGAGAGUCGAGAUUCUAACUCUGAUUUUCCCAAUUUUCCCAUCUCCUUUGUUACCAUUACCACUAUUGAUCUGAUUGUUAUCGAAAACACCGAUUGUUAUUACAGUUGCUGGCUCAUAAACCUCCCAUGUGUACUGCUCAUUGAACCGCGGGUUUAAACAGUUCGUAACGGUUCGAGUCCUGACCCAUUUGGUUCCAUACUUAGCUACACAAUAAGCAUCCACCGUCUCCUUCUUCCCUUCUUGGCUCAAAUUCAAACCUUCAAUUCUCAAGAUUCCUAAUUCAAGAACACCAAAAGACGGUUGUUUAUGACUCAACAACUCUUUCAUCGACGGUCUGAAAUCGCUGCUGUAGUAAGUAGAUUCAUCAAGAACGUGGUAGCCUCCUUCUAGACAAACGUUUAGAUGAAGUCUCGUCGUCGCGAAUCUGACUCUUCUCUGGUUCUCAGUUUUAAGACUAAACCAACGGUUAGGCACUGUCCGGUUAUCGUCAAUCCGUUUAUCAAUUGUACCAAUCGGUAUAUGUACCUCUCCCAGCGUUUCCUCUCGGUUAGGUGCGACUCGGUCUUCAAUCGAGAUGAUCAGAUCUUCAAACGGUUCAGCCGCGACGAGAGUGAACUCUUCGUUCCAUCUUGGAUUCAGCGAGUGACUCGGUUUGGUUCGAACCACUUGGUUAUUCAACCGGAUUUUUACAUAUGGAUUUGGCAAUCGAGUCCGGUCUGGUACAAUAACUAAGUCUUGUGCCUCGAUGACAUUAACCCGGAGGUACCAAAGCCUUGGAGAAUGAUAGACUUUAGAACGCAAACUCGAUUUGUUAACAGCGUUUAAAGCGUCUGAGUAUGUCGCGUCUGAGAACGCUUCGUCGGCUUGAGUACCGAACCAAACAGCCAACAUAAUCUCGCCUCCUUUCUCGUUGUUGACUCUGUACCAUUCUGGAGCUAAAGGACUGUCUGGUGCGACACGUGUCGGAAUCUGAUUGAGAUCGAACCGGAUUAAACCGACGAAAUCGUCUUUGACCAUGUCUUUGUCCAUGACGAUGACUUCAAGAACGUUUGAUUGUUGAUUGGAUUUGGAGAAAGCGAAGACUUCGUUCCAAACCGGGUUUUGAUUCUUCUCAAAAUGUUUGGUUUUGCCGGUAUAGUUUCCGAGUUUGACUUCGAUGUAUGGAUCUAGACUUCCGGUUAAGUCCAUGGAUGGAAGAUUUCUAGCUUUCACGAUUUUGAUGAAGAGAAACUCCAUUGGCUCGACGAGAUCAUGAUCACUUGAUCUUGCUCGUUUGCCUCCUCCGAGAAUCGGUUUCGUCUCUUUGAUAGAAUAAUCCGGUGGAUUCGGAUUAAACCCCAUAGUUGUAGGUAUCGGAGUACCAAACCUCGGUGCUUGAUAGAGAGAAGACUCCAUCAUCGGUGGCGGUAGAGCCGUUUGCGAUUGAGGCGGAGGCGGUUGCGGUUGAAACGAUUGCUGAUUCCCUCGUGGGCUAUGGUUACUCUCAUUUGUGGGGAUGUUGUGAAAUUUGUGCCUUGAUUUAGAAGGAAUCUUCUUUGUAGAGAUUAGAUUCGGUACCUUGGGAGAGGGGUUAUCAGUGAGGAAAACUUUGAGAGCGAGCUCACCUCCAUUGGCGGCAGCGGAAGAGAACAUGCUCCAUUUCUCUUUCUCUAGAGGAUAAGGCAAUCCAACAGCUUCUGAGUACGGGAGAAACGCAGUUCCCAAUAUUCGAAUCUUACCUAGACAAGAUUUUGUUAUGCUGCUGGUUUUAUUGUAAACGUAAGCGUCAAGAAAUUGAUUUGAUAAAUCCUCUGUAUCAGAGAUGUUGAAGAAGAACUUCUCGUUCCACACCGGACUAGAGUCAUCGAUCUUAGUCAUAGUUAUGACUUUCUGAUCGUCAAAUCGUAGCUCGACGUAAGCGUUAACACCGCCAUAGUCCUCUCUAGGUUUGAGCCUUGCGCUUAUGACUUCAACGCCAAGUUUCAGAUUACUCAUCAUUUUUACUUAAAAAAUUUCUGAAGAAAACAGAGCAGAGGUUUUUGAAAGUUUC